Messenger RNA from Aphanomyces invadans, 654 nucleotides. RefSeq lists its product as hypothetical. Gene Ontology annotation, cellular component: endoplasmic reticulum. The record is from RefSeq and is a predicted model, not a curated record. Lineage: Eukaryota; Oomycota; Saprolegniomycetes; Saprolegniales; Verrucalvaceae. The transcript has 4 exons. Bases 27 to 533 code for a protein of 168 amino acids.
GUCAUGGCGAUUUUUUCGUCGGCAGGAUGGCCAACAUGGGGAGCGACUGGUUUUACAUCGCGUGGUGCGCGCUCAGCUUGGUCUUGGCGCUCGUGUGUGAUUUGGAAGCUCUCCUUCACGACCCUGCAACUUACGGCAAGGUGGACCCGAUCGUGAACUGGCCGCCACCCGUCGUCGUCCGCGCGCUGCACCAGUGGGGCACCGACUUUGACCCGCUCUUGCAAGCCCGCCCUUUGUGGUUCAAGGUGUGCUUUGUCAUGGAAAUGACGCUCCAAGUCCCGUACUACAUCCUGGCCAUCUAUGGUUUCAUCCACCGUUGUGAAUGGCUUCGCGUCCCAACGCUGGUCUACGCCGCGCAGUCGGUCACCGUCAUGGUGAUUGUGCUGACGGAGCAAUUCGUCGGCGAAUUCAAAACGUCUGCGCCCCUUGUCAUUCUCGCGUCGUACGUGCCGUUCGCCAUCGUGCCCAUCUUCUUUCUUGUCCGAGCCAGUGGCGCGACCAUGUUUGGCGAGACAAAGACCAAGCGCGCGUAGACGCGCCAUGUGGAGGUUGCAUUGCGUAAUAAAGCAUGGGUUGAGAAGCGGUCGUAUCAUCCUCUUCCCCGCACAGCCACUCGACCAUGGCGCACGACUUCUUAUAUGUGUGGUCUCGGCG